GCUGGGGAUAAAGAGUGAGUGAAACAGAGAGGGUUUUUUUUUGCACGCUGCCAGAGCCUUACAGCUUUAGAGGAUUAAAACCUUCAUCUGGAUGUCUGGUGGUUGGUGAUUUUUGACCUUGUACCACUUCUUUUCCACCGUGAAAGUUUUUUGUGUUUUUGUAUUGUUUGCACACUUACUGGGAGCACUGAAGGGUAGAGCUGGCUACGAAUCUUGAAAAGCUAUUUUCGUCUGUUUCCCGGACGCUUCUGGUCCUACUUAUUCCUAAUUUUGGUGUCCAGGCUUGAUUUUGAUAUCACCGGAAACCAUGAGUUCCUUGGUAAUGAAUAAAGCAGAGGAUGGCGACAACUCAAGCAUUGACCUCAUCCAAAACAGGAUUGAGUCACUCAGCAGCAAGAUGGACAAACUCAUCAACAUUCAAGAGAAGGUCCUGAACCGACUGGACGGUAUGUCUCAGGACAUUGACUUCAUCGAAAAGGAUAUGGAGAACCUGAAGGUUGACCACGAGGAGAUCCAUCUUCCACCCAAGAUGGUGAACCAGACCCAGGUGGUGGGCCGAGAGGUGAAGGCGAUCUGUCAGGAAAUGAGCACCAUAAUGACCGCGGUGAACCAGCGCUCGGAGCAGCAGGCUCAGAAGCUGGAAGGGAUGGAGAAGCUGGUCCUCAGCAUGCAGCAGGUGAUCAGCUUCAUCGGUGAGACGGUGAAGAGCUCGAAGGUUAUGGAGCUGAUGUUCAAAGGCCCUGCUGCUCGAAAGGGCUCCAAGUCCAAAGACAAUAAAGGAAAGCAAGCCGUUAAGAAGAGAUCGUCCACAGACACAAUAGGCAAGAAGCUUGACAAGAAAUCUACCUCUAAUAAAGCCAGUAAAGGGAUUCAGGCGAUAACUCCUGCAUGUGAGUCCAGUUCUCCACAGCCUGCUCACAAGAUAAAGCUCCGUGGACCAAAGCAUUUCCUCGCCUCUCGCAAAUGUGGAAACUUUGUAGGUUUAUUGUGCUUAUGGACUUUGAAGGACCAUAAAGGUAAAGAUGGGACAGACAAGCCUUGUCUGAGCCCAAAGGUUCUGAAAGCUCGGAAGAAGAUGAAGCCCCCAGACACAUCAGAAAAUAUAUCUCUGAAGAAGCAGGCGUUGCUUUUGGAGGAGGUGCAGAAACUGAACAGGGAGAAUACCGAGAAAUCAGGUCAGCAGCCGAGCUCUGGUUUAUUGGACCUGGAGGCUGGAGUUUCCCCUAAAGAUCAACAACUUUACGACCCUGCUUGCAACCUGGUGGACUACCUGCGCGAGGAUUCUCAAGUGACUGUGACCGAGGGAGAUCAGGCUGAGGAAGAAGAGGAGGAGGAGCAGGCAGCAGAUACAGAGAAGAAACCUGAGCUUGAAGAGAAAGAGGAAGAAAAGGACGUGGGUGCUUCUUCUGCUGAGGAUGUGGUCGAGGCUGCCCCUGAGGAGGAGAAGGAGCUCACUGCUACAAGCAGUGAUGACAGCAAAGACGCCUCCUCAUCUUCUGGGGAGAAAGACCAGAUAUCGGCUGUCAGCAUCACAAGUACCAAAUCCUUUGUGACUGAGGAACACUUUGAAGUGGAGGACCACACAAACACGCAGGUGGUAGAGGUGGUGGAGGAGGACAAGAAGGAAGACAACGAGGAGGGCGAACAGAGGUCUGAGUCUGAGGGCUGGGCUUUCUUCCGAGCAGAAGGAGUCGAAAUCCAGUUUGACCUUAAAGAAAGGCUGGAGAGAGCGCAAAAAGAAAAUGAUGCAGAGGUGGAGGACGAUGAUGAUGAGGAUGUAGAGCGGUACUUUAUCGAUACCGGCCCUCCUCCAUCGGCUCCUUUUAAUCACCGUGUCGUUUCUGCCAAGCCCAACCAGAUCAUCAACUUCUACUCCAUCAACUGGCAGGAGGUCCUGGGCGGGGGUCGCUUUGGUCAGGUGCACAAAUGUGUUGAAAACUCCUCUGGUCUCACUUUGGCAGCAAAGGUCAUCAAAGCCAGGAGUCUGAAAGAAAAGGAGGUGGUGAAGAAUGAGAUCCAGGUCAUGAAUAAUCUGGACCAUGCCAACCUGAUCCAGCUCUAUGCAGCUUAUGAGUCAAGGAAUGACAUCAUCCUUGUACUUGAAUAUGUUGGUGGCGGGGAGCUGUUUGACAGGAUCAUUGAUGAAAACUACACCCUAAUGGAGCUGGACACUGUGGUGUUCAUCAGACAGAUCUGCGAUGGUCUGCAGCACAUGCACAAAAUGUACAUCCUACAUCUGGACUUAAAGCCGGAAAACAUUCUGUGUGUGAGCAGAGUUACAAACAAGAUCAAAAUCAUCGACUUUGGUCUUGCUAGAAUAUAUAAACCUCGGGAGAAACUGCGGGUGAACUUUGGCACGCCAGAGUUUCUCGCUCCUGAAGUCAUCAAUUACGACUUUGUAUCGUUCAACACAGACAUGUGGAGCCUCGGCGUUAUCACCUACAUGCUUCUGAGUGGCCUCUGCCCCUUCCUGGGCGAUGACGACAACGAGACUCUCAAUAACAUCCUGGCCUGUAAGUGGAACUUUGAUGAACAAGAGUUUGUGGAUACAUCUGAACAAGCCAAAGACUUCAUUUCCAAACUACUCGUGGUGAAUAAAAGCUGGAGGAUGGGGGCGUCUGAGGCUUUAAGACAUCCUUGGCUAUCUGACACAGUCCUUCAUCAUCGCCUUCAUACAAAGAAAACUAUGUGCAGAUCACGGCGAUCAUCAUGUGUGCCCACGACUGAUAGCUGAGGGCUACAGUGAUGCGACGGCUCCAGCUGUGGCCACUAUAGGACCAACCCUCCUGUCCAUGUAAAUUACCCGAUUCUUCAGUCUCUGCACCUGACGGACGAAUAGGCCGUAAAUUCUUGCAGCCCCACAAUUCUUUUUCUGACAUGUGAUCCAAUGUGUUGUGUAACUGUAAGCAAUAUUGAACAAUUAUUUACAGAUUUAAAAAUAAGAAAAAAGCUUUGUUCAAAUGGGAUGUAGCAGUGUAUAGUCCCACCAUGCAGUCUAAUGCAUGUUAAUUAUAUCUUUUCUUCAAUAAUGUACUACUCGAUCACUGAAGUUAUACCCUUUUUACCCAAACUUUAACACGUGUCAUGAGAGGGAAACAAAGGCCAAAUAAAAUGAUAAUAACAUUUAUGACUGAAACCAAUCCGGUAAGAACCACUGUGGAAGAAUUCUGUUAGAUUGUCUUAGUUUUCAUGACUUUUUUUUGAAUCCCUUUGUGUAUGGCAGUUCUUCAAAACGGUGCUAAUGUCAUAAUGUGACCUAGCUUAUUUGGACAUCAUAUUUUCUCAUAAAACUGUAAAUGCUUGAUUACUUUGCACCUUUGCUUUAAAGUAUCUGUGUACUUCACAAUGACAUAUCCUCUCAUUGAGCCACUGUCAGUUAUCUCAAAUGUGCUUUUAUCUUUCGCUGCUUUUUUUCAUUUUGUUUUGUUAGAUAGAAACAUACCUCAACUUUUUCUGUGUGAAGGCUACAGCAUGGUCCGUUUUUAAAUAUACUCCAAUACCCUCUUUUUAUUUUUUAUUUUCUUUGUUUUUGUAAUUUGCAUCCCCUGUCUCUGUUCUAUAAAUAGGCACCAAACCGUAGAUUGAAAAUGAUAUAUUUUGUUAUUUUAGUGUAAGGUCUGCAUAAAACAGCUGUAUGUGUAUUGUGCAUAUGGACAUAGUAGAAUCUAU
Labrus mixtus (cuckoo wrasse) is the source of this 3669-nucleotide messenger RNA. It is a transcript of the gene mylk4a, whose product is annotated as myosin light chain kinase family, member 4a. Lineage: Eukaryota; Metazoa; Chordata; Actinopteri; Labriformes; Labridae. Gene Ontology annotation, molecular function: ATP binding; protein serine/threonine kinase activity. Gene Ontology annotation, biological process: intracellular signal transduction; positive regulation of apoptotic process; protein phosphorylation. Gene Ontology annotation, cellular component: nucleus; cytoplasm. The coding region runs from base 308 to 2734 and encodes 808 amino acids. The record is from RefSeq and is a predicted model, not a curated record. The transcript is spliced from 15 exons.